Molecule: messenger RNA, 302 nt
Organism: Strongylus vulgaris
Lineage: Eukaryota; Metazoa; Nematoda; Chromadorea; Rhabditida; Strongylidae
Source: the annotation of a GenBank genome assembly
AUGGUUAAGGAACUGCUGUUCAUUGUGGCAAUUGACUGUCUUCUUGGUGCAGUCGACUGUGUCUACGAGUCGUCUGAUCUGUUCGGUCUUACAACCGAGAAAAAUUCUGUGCUUUGGUAUAUCAAGGAGCAUUAUUGCCUCAUGCUCUUCUUGACCGUAUCGAUGAACUCGUACACUAUCAUGUUCUUGAGCAGCGAUCUACGUGAAGAAGUUAUCAGUACGUUCAAAAUACCCCGUUGGCUUGGAAGAAACAAUGUCGAAAAACGAAGAACACCGUUUAUUACAGUUCAAAGUUCUUGAAA